Gastrolobium bilobum is the source of this 1239-nucleotide messenger RNA. RefSeq names its product basic leucine zipper 9-like. The coding region runs from base 62 to 1069 and encodes 335 amino acids. Gene Ontology annotation, biological process: regulation of DNA-templated transcription. Gene Ontology annotation, molecular function: DNA-binding transcription factor activity. The record is from RefSeq and is a predicted model, not a curated record. NCBI's taxonomy places the organism in Eukaryota, Viridiplantae, Streptophyta, Magnoliopsida, Fabales, Fabaceae. The transcript has 6 exons.
UUAUACCCAUUAAGCUCCUAGCCUCAUUCCCUUUUCUCUCUCCUUCUCCUCUCCGGCGAAAAUGGAACCUAAAUGGGGCGGCGUUCUGGCGGCGCCGUCGAUUUUCUCCAGCUUCGACGACUUGAAGUGGAUCGCAUCGGAGUUCGAUCACGAGGAGUUCAUGAAGCGCGUGACAGAAGUCGAAAUAGCUAAUGGAUCGGCGAACGACGACGACGUGAAACCGUGCAAGAUGGAUCCGUUCAUCAACGGCGGCGCAUGCUCCGGCCAACUCAACGGCGCCGCCGUUGCUUCUUUCCCGAACCUGGAUGCGGUGACUGCAUUUUCAACUUGUGGUGAACUAACAGAUAAUACCAUCGUCAGCUCGCAGAACCUCACUCCCAGGCAUUCCCCCAUUUCUCCAACUAUUGAUACUCAGUCAUCCAUUUGUGGUACUGUUGGGAGCCCGGUUUCUGCCAAUAAACCAAAUGGCAGAGAGAAUCAAGGAAAAGUAACCACUACAAGUGGUUCCUCACGUGAGCCAUCUGAUGAGGAUUGUGAACAGAGCACAAACCCUUGUGACAUGAAGCGCCUUAGAAGGAAGGUUUCUAAUCGCGAGUCUGCAAGGAGAUCCAGAAGAAGAAAACAAGCGCAUUUGGCUGACUUGGAGUUGCAGGUUGAACAGAUGAGGCUGGAAAAUGCAACCCUAUACAAACAGCUUACAGAUGCUAGCCAACAAUUUCGUGAUGCUGAUACGAAUAACAGAGUGUUAAAAUCAGAUGUCGAAGCUUUGAGAGCUAAGGUGAAGUUAGCCGAGGAUAUGGUCACUAGGGGCUCUUUCAGCACCCUUAACAACCAAAUUUUCCAGAAUCAGAGUCAAUUGAGCACUCAACCACAACUCAACACGAGUAAUCAGCGAUGCAUGGCACAUGUCUCGCCAACCAUCACUGUCCCUGGGAAUGAUGCCUCAUUUGGUGGACAGAAUUCAUCUCUUGGGCUUGGAAACUUGGAAACGUGGACAGAAUUCAGUGAUUUCAACAAUGGAGUCAUAAGUGAUGCUGUGAGCUCUGUGACUAAUGAAAUAUGGCCAUAAAGGGUCUCGCUCCACCACACCUUUGUAGCAUACCCAAUUAGUUCCAACUUUAUGUACGCCUUGUUUGAUUUAGAUUUGUAGGUAAUAUUAUGGAAAUUACUAUUUUCCAUAAAAGACUUUCUACACGUACUAAACCAUCUACUAAUCCUAAAUUAUCAUGGGGCUUGUGU